Messenger RNA from Suncus etruscus (white-toothed pygmy shrew), 907 nucleotides. RefSeq names its product TCF3 fusion partner (gene TFPT). Gene Ontology annotation, molecular function: DNA binding. Bases 126 to 884 code for a protein of 252 amino acids. NCBI's taxonomy places the organism in Eukaryota, Metazoa, Chordata, Mammalia, Eulipotyphla, Soricidae. Gene Ontology annotation, biological process: apoptotic signaling pathway; positive regulation of apoptotic process; apoptotic process. Gene Ontology annotation, cellular component: Ino80 complex. The record is from RefSeq and is a predicted model, not a curated record. The transcript is spliced from 6 exons.
AACCUACAAGUCCUGGGGGAGGUUUUGGGGUGCCGAUGGGAGAGAUGAUUUCGCUCAGUAUUUAACUUGGGGUUCCCGAGAUCGGAAAGUUUUCAGGCUCGGCGCGCCUGGAAGAGGCUGGAGCGAUGGAACUGGAGCAGAGAGAGGGGACCAUGGCCGCGGUGGGCUUCGAGGAGUUCUCGGCGCCGCCGGGCUCGGAGCUGGCCCUGCCGCCGCUCUUCGGGGGCCACAUCCUGGAGAGCGAGCUGGAGACCGAGGUGGAGUUCGUGUCGGGCGGCCUGGGCGAGGGCUCGGGCCUGCGGGAGCGCGACGAGGAGGAGGAGGCGGCCCGGGGCCGGCGAAGGCGCCAGCGGGAGCUGAACCGCAGGAAGUACCAGGUGCUGGGGCGCCGCUGCCGCGAGAUCGAGCAGGUGAACGAGUGUGUCCUGAAUCGGCUCCACCAGGUGCAGAGGAUAACACGGCGGCUGCAGCAGGAACGCAGGUUCCUCAUGAGGGUGUUGGACUCCUACGGCGAUGACUACCGGGCCGGACAGUUCACCUUCGUGCUGGAGGAUGAAGGCAGCCAGGGCACCGACGCCCCCACUCCCAGCAACACAGAAAAUGAGCCCCCGGAGAAAGAUGGGCCCUCGCCCCCCAGAAGGACACCCAUACCCCGCGAAUCCAGCAGCCCAGCACCCGGAGAGGGGCCUAGCGGACGGAAGAGGCGGCGAGCACCCCGUGAUGGCCGGCGAGGGGGUGCCUCGCUGACCCCAGAACUGGCCCCGAUCAAGGUGGAGGAGGACUUUGGCCUGGAAGCCGACGAGCCCCUGGACUCUGGCUGGGUUUCACGGGAACCCGACAAACUGCUGCCCUACCCCACCCUGGCCAGCCCUUCCUUCGACUGACAUCCCCCCAAAUAAACCUACCC